This is a messenger RNA of Aspergillus piperis CBS 112811, 462 nucleotides long. RefSeq lists its product as uncharacterized. The transcript has 3 exons. Lineage: Eukaryota; Fungi; Ascomycota; Eurotiomycetes; Eurotiales; Aspergillaceae. The record is from RefSeq and is a predicted model, not a curated record. The coding region runs from base 1 to 462 and encodes 153 amino acids.
AUGAACUACUCUAGGCAUCCGGAGCACAGAGGAACUUGCAUCCUCAUCUGUGAGGGACAGGUACGUGGAUCCCGUCGCGCACAAAUGGCUUGGCUCACCGGCAACUCUUUGCUCCUGAAUGGUCCUCGUUGGAUCGCUGCAAGAGAACUACCGUUCGGAAUAACCAUGGAAAACACAGACCAUUACGUCUUCUCUUAUCGUUACGGCCGCCGAGGGUUGAAGUUUGGGGCUGAGAAAGAGGCCAUGUGGAGCACUUCGAAGAAAAUGCGGGAUUUCGAGGCCACUAUGGUAAUUAUUGUUAUUCGUAUUAUGCAUUCGUUGGACACACAGUUAUCGCUCCUCUCAUUGUGUCCGACCGACAGGCUCGACCGUGAGGUGAAUCGAAGGCUAAUUCCUUACGCACACGCACACAGCCAGCCUCCUGCUAGCUGUGCCUGGGGCGAAGGAAGUACGGAAGACUAA